AAGGACACGUGUCAGUGAAACCCACAACACCAAAGUAUCUCCUGCACAACAUAUGCGCUCAUGCUAAAAGACACCUACACGGUAAUAUCACAGCUAUUUUCUUCGCCGCCAGAAUCCAAGUUAAUCAGAAUCCAAGAUGAGCAUCAGUGACUUCCUUAGUGCUUCGGAUAUUGCUGCCGCACUCCAAGAUUGUCAAGCUCCAGAUAGUUUCAACCACAGAAAGUUCUUCCAGCUUACUGGGAUGUGUAAAAAGAGCAGCAGUCAAAUCAAGGGCAUCUUCCAAAUCUUAGACCGCGAUCAAAAUGGAUAUAUCGAAGAAGACGAGAUAAAAUACUUCCUCAAGAGGUUUGAACCGGAGGCUCGCUUCUUAACAGCGACAGAAAUUGAAAAAUUUCUAACGGCAGGAGAUCAUGAUGGAGAUGGGAAAGUUGGGGCUGAAGAAUUCGGGGAGAUGGUACAGUCCUAAAGGACCAGAAGUCGCUUGCGUGAUGGAAGAAGUUCUGCUGCCCCGAAAGAGUUAUCUUGAAACUUUCAAACCCAAGGAUCUUUUGUUAUGCUUUGCCUGCUAUUCAGUGGUGUGCUACUACAGGUAGUCCUCAAGAUACGACCAUCAUGGAGCCUGCCCAUUACGGUUGUGACAGUUGUUAGUUGAAGCUGAGCCCAUAUCUCUGUUCUUCCCCAAUUAAUCAUUAAACAAAUACAUGAGUCACUAAGUGGAGCAUGGGAUGCUUCAGAGUGGGGGAAGCCCUUGGAGGCUGAGCAUAGACCCUGGCCUGGUCCUCCCAAGGCCU
This is a messenger RNA of Pantherophis guttatus, 791 nucleotides long. Its product is annotated as parvalbumin, thymic CPV3-like. Gene Ontology annotation, cellular component: cytoplasm. Gene Ontology annotation, molecular function: calcium ion binding. The record is from RefSeq and is a predicted model, not a curated record. Lineage: Eukaryota; Metazoa; Chordata; Lepidosauria; Squamata; Colubridae.